AUGAUUGGCUUCCUAACAUUGGCUGUAAUUGUACAGAGUGCUUUCGCUGGAAACCUCGUAGAAGUUCUCCAAAACGACGGGGAAACAACUCUUAUUGCUCUUGUACAGCAAACAGGAUUAGCUGAUGCUUUGUUAGGAGGGGAAUUCACAAUUUUUGCACCAACAAAUGCUGCUUUUGCCAAGCUUCCACAAGCUACACUUGACAGUCUUUCAAAGGACACAACAGCUCUGGCCAACAUCCUGAAAUAUCACGUUGUCAAGGGGUCCAUCCACAAAGCUGAUGCCUCUAAUGAACUUCAGUUGGAGACUUUGGCGGGAACCAAAAUCAGAUUCAACAUCUACAAUCACAAUCACGCUGUGACAGUUGAAGGAUCCAACAUCACACAUUUUGAUCUGACAGCUUCCAAUGGGAUCGUUCAUGUAAUCGACACCGUUAUGAUGCCACCAACAGGAAAUAUCGUGGAUUUGGUGGCUGGCAACAGUCAACUCAGUACUCUCCUAUCAUUGGUCAAAACAGCUGGCUUAGCUGGUUCUCUACAAGGUGAUGCCCUCACGGUUUUUGCGCCAACCAAUGCAGCUUUUCAUAAUCUUGGAUCCCACGUCCUGCAUAAUUUACACUCAAAUCCCGAACUUCUGAAAGAAAUUCUGGAAUACCAUGUUGUUCCUCACACUGAAUACUCUGCCGGUCUUUACAACCGCGAACACUUGAGGACAUUAGAUACUCGUCAUGACGUCAUCAGACUCGGAGUCAGUCACGGAGCUGUAACGGUGAAUAAAAAAGGCCAUGUUAUCCAGGCGGACAUAAGCGCCACUAAUGGAGUCGUACAUCUCAUUGAUCACGUGCUUCUUCCCGCUAGAAAUCAUCUAUCAUCCAUUCUAGGAUAAAAAUUAUUUAAAAUAUUUUAU
Molecule: messenger RNA, 906 nt
Organism: Saccostrea cuccullata (small rock oyster)
Lineage: Eukaryota; Metazoa; Mollusca; Bivalvia; Ostreida; Ostreidae
Product: transforming growth factor-beta-induced protein ig-h3-like
Exons: 6
Coding region: 1-885 (294 amino acids)
Biological process (GO): cell adhesion; extracellular matrix organization
Cellular component (GO): extracellular matrix
Molecular function (GO): cell adhesion molecule binding
Source: RefSeq, a predicted model, not a curated record